AUGAAGCGCAGCAGCGGGAUCCGCGGGGCAAGGGCUGCCUCUUUGCUGCUGUGCUGCUGCUGCUGCUGCUUCUGGGGGGCCCCCCAGCUGACUGGGGGGGCCCCCCUGGGCUUCUACCCGUAUCCUGAGGGCCCCACGACCGGGCCCCUGGGGGGCCUGGGGGCCCUGGGCCCCUUUGAGUCUUUGCGAGCAGCAGCAAGCGAGUCUGCUGCUGCUGAGAGCGAGUACUACUACUCGGAAGCAGCAGCAGCAGCAGCAGCAGCAGAGGCGGAGGGCCCCCGCAGCAGCGCAGCAGCCCCCGCCGACAGCAGCAGCAGCAAGGAGGCCCUGGAGCAGAUGGUGAAGGCAGUGCCGCUGCGGGGCCUGAAGACUUUGCUGCUGGGUGUGGGGCUGGGUUUGCUGCUGCUGCUGGUGAGCAGCAGCAGCAGCAAAGACCCGCGGACCGGCGAAGAGCUGCUGCUGCAGGAGAAGCUGGCCGAACUCAACAGAGUGGCCAAUGGGGCCCUCCCCCCGCUGCUGCGGCUCGACUGGGCAGCAGCAAUAUCGCUUUUAUCUGUCUUUUUUGCUGCUGCAGGAGCCCUCGAGUUGCUGCUGAGUCUGUACAGGAAGCAGCUAGUAAGGAGGCGGGGGGCCCCCCUGGGGCCCCUCCCGCUGCGGGGCUUUUUGCUGCUGGGUUUGGCGCUGCUGGUGGCCCUCAGGGGCCCCUCUGCUGCAGCAGCAGAUUCGCUGCAGCAGCGCAACAGGGACGCCAACACUGCUGCUGCCGUUGCUCUUGCUGCUGCUGCUGUUGGCCUCAUGCAGUUCCUCUCCAGCCUGCAGCAGCAGCGCGCAGCAGCCGCCAAGCCAGCUGCUGCUGCAGCAGCGUCCAGAGCAGCCGCAGCAGCAGCACUAGCAGCAGCAGCGCCUGCAGCACCAGGAGCAGCAGCAGCAGCAGCAGCAGAUCUGCCCCAGGCCCCGGACUUCCCGCUGAGGCCGCCCAAGUACUUCUAG
Messenger RNA from Eimeria tenella, 990 nucleotides. RefSeq lists its product as uncharacterized. Bases 1 to 990 code for a protein of 329 amino acids. The record is from RefSeq and is a predicted model, not a curated record. NCBI's taxonomy places the organism in Eukaryota, Apicomplexa, Conoidasida, Eucoccidiorida, Eimeriidae. The transcript has a single exon.